Girardinichthys multiradiatus is the source of this 2460-nucleotide messenger RNA. It is a transcript of the gene spry2, whose product is annotated as sprouty RTK signaling antagonist 2. The record is from RefSeq and is a predicted model, not a curated record. NCBI's taxonomy places the organism in Eukaryota, Metazoa, Chordata, Actinopteri, Cyprinodontiformes, Goodeidae. The transcript is spliced from 2 exons. Gene Ontology annotation, cellular component: cytosol; membrane. Gene Ontology annotation, biological process: multicellular organism development; negative regulation of Ras protein signal transduction; negative regulation of fibroblast growth factor receptor signaling pathway. The coding region runs from base 461 to 1468 and encodes 335 amino acids.
UUUGACGCCAUGUACGGCCCAAAUCCCGACCUCCACUCCGGAAAGUGAGAGAGAGAGAAAAAAACAACACAUGAUAAAAAAAAGUAGCUUGCAACCCCACAGCGUUUGUCAGAUAAAACAAGCAGGGGAAAAAAUACGUGCAGGCAAAAGUUUUCAUUGCUUUUUCCUCUUCUCGUGUUUUUUAUUUUUUUAAAUAAGUCGAGCAGAGUUUACGCAGAACUGAUGUUUCCAACGCCUCGUGCUCUUACGCAGAACAUGGGAUUUACGUCCUAACGCAGCGUGUUGCAGAACUGAGCGACGCUUUGAAACUUUCUCAAUGGAUUUUGCAGACGGCUUUCCCGACUGAGCUGUCGGACUAAGGAAGAAAGUCGGAGUUAUUUACCUGAACUGGAGCUAAAGUGUCGCAAGCACGGACUUCAGAUGUGUCCCCAGCCAGCUAAAGAGGCCCUUCAGUCCCAAGAUGGAUUCCAGAAGUCAGAGCGACGGAGGAGGACACCAUGGAGGGUUGCCAUCAUCGACUGGAUUGGGAAGCAUGGCGCAUGACGAAGGGGGAGCACAAUCACUGUCUCUGCAAACCACAGACAGUCUGUCAGAUCCUGGGCUGAACUGCAGGUUACGGCCACACACUCCACCAGUGCUAUCUCUGGAUCAACUAAGAAUAAGUGGUGGUAGCAAUGAGUAUACAGAUGGGCCUUCAGUUGCUCAAAGGUCUCCAGCCACCCAGCAACGGAAGAUCAAUGUGGUUACAUCAACAGGUUCAAGGACCAAUGGACAGCAGGAGACUGAGGAAGAGAGGUCCAACAACCUCCGCAACCUGUGUUCAUUGACUCAUCAUGGAAACGAGGAUACUCCCAUCUCUUCAAGAGAGGGUGUGUCUCAGUCCCCCUGUGUGGAGGGCUCCCAGAACAGUAUCAGAACCAGUGCGGGGAGCAGUUCUUCAGGUCAUAGGCUUCUUGGCAGCCCAGCGGUUGGCAACGAGAUAAUCAGAAACCAGCCAAAACGCUCAGAGAUUAAUUCAGAGGAGCUGAAACCCCUGAACGAAGAGUACAGAGACAUAGCGGCCGUGCCAGGCUGUGGAACACGUUCAAAAACAGACAAACACUCAAACAAAUGUGAGUCCUGUGGUCGGUGCAGGUGCUCGGAGUGCAUUCAGCCAAGAGUGCUUCCAUCCUGUUGGAUGUGUGGUCAGCGCUGUGUGUGCUCUCCACACAGCGUUGUGGAGUACGGGACAUGCGUCUGCUGCAUCAAGGGCCUUUUCUACCACUGCUCUAGCGACGAUGAGGAAACCUGCGCGGACAAGCCCUUCUCAUGCUCUCAGUCCCACUGCUGCAUGCGCUGGACAACCAUCUCACUCUUCUCCUUGUUCUUCCCCUGUCUGUUGUGCUACCUCCCAGCUAAAGGAUGCCUGGCCAUGUGCCAGUGCUGCCAUGACCGAGUCACACGACCCGGCUGUCGAUGCAAGAACUAAACCCUAACCCACUAUCACGAUGAUAGCGCGCCGAUGUAGGCCAGGAUGUAAUGGGACAUUGAUUGACCGACUCCACAUUAACUGAACUGUAAAAUGUCAAGUUAUGCAAUUAGAGCCAUCUAAUAAUGUCAUCGUAGUUGUUGUCUUAAUGUCCACCAGACAUGUCAGGAAAGGCUUCGCUCUGUCAACUUGCAAUGCAAAUUGACAAAAAAAAUGUUACUGGUAAAGGCACUGGAGGUGCAUUUACUCACCCUAGCAUUGGGAGUGUCACUUGAAUGGUCAACCAAAAUAAGCACUCCACAUUUCAAGGUAUGACAUGUUAUUUAACUACUGUUUAUCUGAAAGAAAUCUCUUCACUUAAGUGCCGUGAUAUCUGCUAAUACAGCCCAAGCAGAUAGCUUUGGGGUUUUUUCUUAACAUUUGACACAAACUAUAUUCUAAAAGCAAACUGCUGAUACUAACUGUAUGUAAUGUUGUAAUGGAAAGGGGGUGUACAAUAUGGAAUUACAGAUUUAUUAUUUUUGUGUGUAUAUAUAUAUAUAUAUAUAUAUAUAUAUAUAUAUAUAUAUAUGUGUGUGUGUGUGUGUGUGAUUCUUCAACUGUGGAAAUGUUUCUGCCAUUACGGAGGCACCUUGGUAAAUCUGCAUGUAUAUGAAUCAGUCAGCUUCCAUUCCUACAAAGUUUCUACAUUCACUGGAAUGUCAAUCAUAUUUUUAAGUCAUUUACAACAGAAAGAUCUUAAUCCUCAUCCUCCUAAAUUGUACAGUGACCUUAUAAAAAACAAAAUAUUUUCUAAUUCCAAAAUUGCCUAGUUGUAAAGUUAAGAAUAUAUAUUUAUUUUAAUAUUUUAUGAUGACAUAUUUAUUUUGAGAAAGCAUUGUUAAAGGGGUCAGCCUCCUCCGGGGCUGCUCGGCAGAUUUGACAUAAAUGGCUCUCUAUGGAUUAGAAGAUGAAUAUAUUAACGAAUUAAAUUAAAAAACCUUGAAGUCUAA